This is a messenger RNA of Suillus subalutaceus, 711 nucleotides long. RefSeq lists its product as uncharacterized. The record is from RefSeq and is a predicted model, not a curated record. Lineage: Eukaryota; Fungi; Basidiomycota; Agaricomycetes; Boletales; Suillaceae. The coding region runs from base 1 to 711 and encodes 236 amino acids. The transcript is spliced from 4 exons.
AUGUUUACGCCAAAUAAAGGAGGAUACGGCGGUUCUGAAGAUAUAUCCGACAGUGAAUGGCAAAUCCGGACAGGCCGCGCUAUCUAUAUCCUACAGCAAACGCUUCCUGAUUUCUUCGAUGUUGGCCUUGUCUCAAGCAUAGACCCCACAAAGACGCCGGCUCUCAUUGAUAUUGAUUCCAGAGAAUCGGAUUCGCUGGAGGUGGAAAGCAUUUACAGUCCCAAAGUGAGGUUGACGUACACACCCCCUGUUGCCCUUCCUUCGCCAUUUCCAAGAACACUUGGCCUGGACGGGCUGCCGCUGUACCUGGCUUCAUCUGUCUUUAUCCGACACACAAUGAGAACAUUGUACUCAGACCUUCGGGUAGAGCUACGCAAGGUGGCGGUGCAGGGAUCGCCGUCCGCGCAUUCAGAAGGCGGAAGUCACUCGAAUUACCAGCGAGACAAGAGUCUCCUCAUUGGCCUGGAUGUGUAUGGCACGACACGCGUCAGCGGUGGCGUUGGGCAAUGGCAGAUAGACUCGACAUACAGCUUUUCGCCUAUUUCUGGGCUGAUACAGACGCAUACCAUCAACUCCAUACAUCCAGCGCCGCAUCAGGCUGCAUAUGAUGCGCUAAGAGCGUCGCUCAGUAGUGUAUUCGGCUUCGGCGGGCCUGGGCCAGGGGACAUUCGACCGGGAGAGGUUCGGGCGGUUGAUGGCGAUAAAGAGUGA